AGAUUUAAUGUGAGGGAUAAGAAUUGAAUCAAAAAAAGGAAUCGAAAAACAAAACAACAUGUUUGGCGAAGUGUGUAGUAACUUCACGUACAAUUUCCAUUGGAAUAACGAAACAUAUACGUUUGAUCAUGAGC
Messenger RNA from Clunio marinus, 134 nucleotides. Lineage: Eukaryota; Metazoa; Arthropoda; Insecta; Diptera; Chironomidae. The record is from the annotation of a GenBank genome assembly.